UCCCACAAGCUCUCUCCACUCUCAAACCAGCAUUUAUAAUAUUGAAAAGUUAAUAAACCAGUUUCUUCACCAAUCAAAACAAUCCCUAUGGACUACAGAUAUGAGUCAUCUGAGAACUCGAGUGGCAGGAACAAGUGUGCGGCAUGCUUUAGGCAGUUCAACAAAAUGGAGCACCUGGUGGAUCACAUGAGGACCUCCUUCCACUCUGUGCAUGAAUCCAAGUGUGGGAUCUGUAGGAAGCACUGCAGAUCCUUUGAGUCCCUCAGGGAACAUCUUAUCGGACCAUUGCCUAAACAAGAAUGCAAGAACAUCUUCAAUGUCAGAGGAUGCAGAUAUUGCUUAACCAUUCUCGAAAGCUCAAAUGCCCGCAGGGUUCACCAAGAAAGAUGCCAAUUCUCUAAUGUUAAUGUGGGACUAGUUGCUCGAAUGUCUACUCUAGGCAUGCGAGACAGCUUGAAUAUUGACAAUGGCUACUCCAGAGGAACACAAGUAGUUUCACUGGCCUGCAAGAUGGUUGGAGGAGGAAGUGAUGGCUCCCUCGACCUUUGCGGGAGGGUUUGUCUCAUUGAUGAAAAUGAGAAUAUCCUUUUCCAUUGUUAUGUCAAACCACUGAUUCCAGUCACUAAUUACAGGUAUGACACCACAGGGAUAAGGCCAGAAUACCUGAGGGACGCAAUGCCACUACGCCAAGUCCAAAAGAAGAUUCAAGAUUUCCUCUGCAAUGGAGAGCCUAUGUGGAAAGUCAAACCUAGAGGGGGAAGGGCUAGGAUUCUUGUGGGUCAUGGCUUGGACCACGACCUUAACCGUCUGCAAGUGGAAUAUCCAGCUGCGAUGAUCAGGGAUACAUCAAAGUACCCUCCAUUAAUGAAGACAAGCAAGCUCAGCAACUCACUUAAGUACCUAACACAAGCCUAUCUUGGGUAUGAUAUUCAAACCGGGAUCCAGGAGCCAUUUGAAGAUUGUGUGGCAACAAUGAGACUGUAUACUAGAAUGAGAUCCCAGCGACAUGGCGCAGAAGAUUACCCACUUGCCUCAGACCCACAGAACCGAAACAACCUCGCCGCAUGGAGGCAAAGUGAGCUGGAGAGGAUGAGCCCAGAAGGUCUACUGGCAUUGUCCAGAUCAGACUUCUACUGUUGGUGCUUGGAUUCCUGAGCUAUUUCAAACACCGCUAAAAUCGAUUAAGAACCUAAGCAGAGACGUAUUCGUGGAAAAAGAACACGAGUUCUUUUUUCUCCUCCACCCCCUUUCUGACAAAAGUGUGGCAACCUAAGAAUAUAUUAUUCAUGAGUAUGUCCUCCCAAUAGGAGAUACAUUUAUGUUCUUGUGUUCUGUAUGCAUUCUAUGUUAGUAUGUAAGCUAUUUCAAUAAAUCGAGACUUAUUGAAGUUGUUCCAUCUAUUCCUAAACUGAAUCAGCAAAAGUGCAACUGAGUGAAGCUCCUCACACAAACAAUAACACAAACACACGACAGGUAUGCUUCCACAUGAUGCUCGACCUUCUCAGAAAAAACACUAACGCCGAAGCAAAUGAGGCGAAUAAUCACGCUAUAGAAACCGAUUCAAAUCCAACAGAUUCUAGUGAGCUAAACAUUUGAUGCAUAUAGCAUCAGAACUUAGAAUCUCGAUUCUUUCAAGCAAGCAAACAAACAGACAGCAAAAUUGAUCAAGCUAGGAUGAAAAUGAUUGACCUCUGUGUACCUUUUUCAUCAGGGGAUCGAGGCGAUACUGCUAUUCGAUUUCGCUGCAGCAAGACGUUCUCACCAAUCAAUUCGCCGCCGACCGCAAUCCAACGAAUUCAUUGAUUCCUGAAGUGAUGAAGCAGUUGAAUCAACCCAUACAUACAUGAUAGUUUGUAAGCAAGACAUAUACGUUGUGAAUAUCUCGAUCUGGUUCGUCGGACUUUGUGGAAUCGAGAAGCUUUACCUGGCUGGAUUAUAUGGUUGUGAUAAGCUGACUGCUGUAGGUCCGACGUUCGGUUGAUCGUCGAUGAAAUAGCCGUCGUUAGCUGUGAGGGUGAGAAAGAGGAGGAGAAGCCGAUUGGAAAUGAGAAAUUAGGGAAAUGGGAAUUAGGGAAAGCUCUCAUUGAACGUACAGUUCUUUUCUUUCAAAUUUGCUCUUAAACUUCCGAAGUUGCAUUAGAGAGUUGUCAUCGCUCAGGAGUCAGUCAGGACUACUAAGUUGUAGGCGGAUUAGAGUGACGCUUUUAGUCUCCUAAUCCUAGGGUGGACCCUACAACUUCUUUUUUAGGCUAAUCAAGGAAUGUCUUUCAUUUUGUUAGGCAUAAGAGUUGUGUUUUUUAAGAAAUAGGGUACUUAAAU
This is a messenger RNA of Linum trigynum, 2319 nucleotides long. The record is from the annotation of a GenBank genome assembly. Lineage: Eukaryota; Viridiplantae; Streptophyta; Magnoliopsida; Malpighiales; Linaceae.